GAAUUCAAUAUUUCCACUGCACAGGCUUCAACUGCAACCCACGACAUUACACUUCUCCUUCCUUUUCCUUCUGCAUUAAUGGCUUCGUCCCACUCGCUCCUACUCUUCUUCCCUCCCUCCUCUUCCUCCUGCGCCUAUCUCAGGACCCUGAUCCCAAUGCCUCUCCCGCCCCUUCUCCCUUUCCCACCUUACAACCCUAAUCUCGCCUAAAACUCGAACAAACUUGCCUGGGAUCCCAGGCCUCGAGUCAAUCUCACAGCUUCGCUUGCUCUUCCGGGUUUGUUUUCUCUCCGAAUGAUUGAGGUUUACAAGGUUGCAGUUUAGCUUUCGAGCUUUAGAAGCACUUGACGUUGGGGGGUUACGCGAGAUGGUCUCGGAGGGUGGAGGUUUCUUUCAUUUGUUUGAUCGGAACAGGAAAUCGCGAAAAAAAUUGUUCCACUAUGGAGGCGCUUAUUCUGAAAAAACAACCAAAGGCAAUAUGUGUGAAGAUAAUAAGACAAACACACAACUACACAAGAUUGAUCAAAAUCAGUUGGGUGGACAAGCAAGCACCGAGCUUGGCAGUAAAUAUUAUGGUAAUUCCGCAAGUGAUCAAGAGGAAAGUAGAUUUAGAACCCCAGGGGUCGUAGCCAGGCUUAUGGGUUUGGACUCUAUACCAGCCUCUGGCAAUUCUAAACCUGAUUUUACACCCUUACAUGACUCACAUUCUCUUUGGGGUGACAAUAAUCAGAAAAAAGAUGCUGGAUAUUAUUCCAAUGAUGGUCAGAAAAGAGAUGCUGGUUGUUACCCCAAUGAUGAUAUAUAUCAUGUGAUUACAAUAAAUAAUUUCUAUUCUGGAAAUACAGAAACAAAGUUUCAAAGGAUGCCGAGCAGCCCGAUUGAGAAAUUUCAAAUAGAAAUGCUCCCUCCAAGAGGAGCUAAAACUGUCUCAAUUGCCCACCAUAAAUUACUGUCUCCUGUUGCAAAUCCCGGUUUCAUCUCCCCUAGUAGUGCAUCUUAUAUAAUUGAAGCUGCAGCAAAGAUUCUUGAACCAGAAUUUCACAGAACUACCAUGGGUGGAGUUCAUUCUUUCAGGUCGCCUCUGAAAUCUCUGAAGGAUAGUGAAUCCAAUGGGAUGAUAGGAAUAAGUAGAAAUAUAUCAACACAAAUAGAAUCAUCUGCAAGUACUACGAAGACAGGUGAUUCUGCAUCUCUCGGAGGACAGAUAUUGAGAAAAAGUUCAAAGAGCUCGAAAGAUAAUACAGGCGGCCUAUUGAAUACAAGUACAGAUAAGUCCCAAGCUUUAGGUGCAAAAGGCAAUUCAGGUUCCUUUCCAGUUAAAGUAAAGGUAAACUCCCUGAAGGAGGGUGCAAGCUUGAAGAGAAGCACAAUAUUGGGAAACAAGAAUGAGAAAUGCAGCUCAAACAAACCAGUUAACAGCCUAUCGGAUAACCAAAAUAGUAACUGGAAUAAAAGUGUUUCAUCUGUAAAUGGUUGCCAUGUUCUGAAGAGACGUGAUCAGAAGCACAAAUAUCUGCUCGGUAAAAGCAAGUUAACUUUGCAGUCAUCAGUUACAGAGCAACAGGGGACCAAAAAUGUUACUAGACAUAUGUCAUCUGAGAAAAGAAAGAUUGGAAAUGAGUUUCCAGGUAAUGAUAAAGUGGGUUACAAGAAAGGAAUAGGAACUACUUACUCCAACAAAGAGGGAAUGCCAUUGGGUUGCCAGAACUUCUUGCAGGAGAAUAUUUUGGUAUAUCCAAAGUCAUCUUCUCAAACAAGUUCUUCUAAUGAGAAGUCUCUGGUUCCCCCAGGUAAAUCUGGGGCCCUGGUUCAGCAUAAUUUUGUAUUGGACGAACAUUUGAAAUGCAGGUAUGUCAAUGUGCAAAAGAAUACAGAUGUUGUAUCUUUUACAUUCACCUCACACAUAAGAAAGCCCAAGAGAACUUCACUUUCUUCCUGCAACAAGGUGGAAAAUCAGGUUAAAAAGAAUGAGUAUUGUGAUGAGAAAAACCAAGAUGUCAUAUGCUCAGAUAACCGAAUCUUAUCCCACAUGAAACAGAAUGUUACAGAAGAUGAUUGUUUAGGCAUUCUUUUAGAAAGAAAGCUGAAAGAAUUAAAUACUGGAGCUCAAUCACCUUAUUUUAAUUUACUUAAAAGAGGCAGUGUUUCAGCCUGCAGAUCAAUUAUGGAUGAUUCAGGUUCUGCUUUUAAUGGAAGUAGUGCUGAGCACAAGAGGAAAACCAUAUUUUCGUCCAAUAAAUCAGUCUCAUUAGCUAGUGAUUUGGCAGAAUGCAACAUAAGCUUCAGACUACAGGAAGUGAGUAGGGGAGGAUCUCACAGAAAGGUGGAUGAGAAUGGCCACCAAGAUCUGAGCAUUUCAUCCUGCCACUCAAUUCGAAGCAGCAGCAGUUUCCAUGGAAACAAGAUAAGUUCCACUUUAUGCCCUGAUUUAUCUGAUUCAGUUUCCCAAUUUACUGAAAAUAGUGGUGGAAAGUUUGUACCUGAAAUCAGCGAAGGUAGUCAUGCUAGUUCAUCCAGCAAGGAACUUGAAUAUGUGAAUGAGAUCAUUAUUAACACAGGCUUUAUGUUCGAGGAUCUGAUUCCUUGUCCUGUGGACCAUUCUUUUGAGAUACUUGAUCCAAUUCUUUUUGACAAGUUGGAAGAGACUAGAACCUCAACUCCGAAUGAAGCGGAGGAGAAAAGGCUCCGAAUGAGGAGGAAGAUAUUGUUUGACUCUGUGAAUGAAUGCUUAGACAGGAAAUGCAGUCAGUAUUUCCGGGCAGGAUUCUGGUCAUGGUCGAAAGGAGUACUAGCUGUCGCUGCGAAAAAUUUGGGAGAUGAACUCUACAAGGAGAUCUCAGGUUGGAGUAGCAGUGUUGGCGACUGGUUGGUAGAUGAACUAGUGAAUGGAGACAUGAGCAGUCACUUGGGAGCUUGGGCUCAGUAUGAAAUCGAAGCAUUCGAAGCAGGAGUAGAGAUUGAAUCAGUGCUUUUCAAUUCCCUGGUUGAGGAAGUUGCUGCUGGAUUCUUAUGAGAAACAAGUGAAAAAUAAACUGGGAUGAAGAGGAGCUUCACAUUCGGUCUUUCCCUUUCGAACGAAUCAAGAUUAUAGCUGUCCUUGAUUGGCAGGCUAUAAAGAAGAGCUUUAUGUGCUUUAGUGUGAAGCUCCCUUCGUGCUAGAUCCGUCUAAAAAUGAGGGAACAAGCUUAAUCUUUGUUCCUACUUUUGAUUUGCUAAAUAUGUACAGUUGUUUUUCUUUUUCUUUCCCUGUAAUGUUGUAUAUACAAUUCCACUAUUCGAAUAGUAGUCACUGUGCUUUAGUUUUAAA
Molecule: messenger RNA, 3307 nt
Organism: Zingiber officinale
Lineage: Eukaryota; Viridiplantae; Streptophyta; Magnoliopsida; Zingiberales; Zingiberaceae
Exons: 6
Coding region: 368-3013 (881 amino acids)
Source: RefSeq, a predicted model, not a curated record